UCUGUACCUACGGUUCAACGCGAUUUAAACUUGCCAUAGCGCCUGUACAACCUUACUGUCCAGCCCCAAAUGCUCACCUGCAAGCACGCCACACCUUCUUCAGUGCGAGCGCGCGGCACUUACAGAUGCAAAAUCGCCGUAAUAAGCAGAAAUUUACCAAGCGCGCGGCAACUUCCUAGCGCAACACGGGGCCCCGAGGAACCGUCAUCCACAUCACAAACACCAGGGCGGCAACCGCUGCCAUUGCCAUCAGAACCAUCAAGUGAACAGCGUCCUGGAAGUGCAGGGAACCAAGAGACGCUCGCCACACAGGCAGCGAAAUGGGCCGCGGAGGUAGUGGCGUCGCCGCUCUUUUACCUAGUAGCAGGUCUUGCUGCAAUCAAGCUGCUAUCCCUGACCGGCCUGGAGGACGGCGUCACGAUCUUCCUGUUCGCCGCGCUGCCCAUCACCGCCCUCACCGCACUCAGCAAGAGCAGCCUGGGCAAGCAGGUUCAACAGCAGCUGGAGUCCAAGCUGCCGGAGCUGCAGGCGCGUGCGGAGGCGCUGCGGCGGGCGCACCAGCAGGCCCGAAGGCGCAGCCCUUGGUGCGUGAGGCUUGCAACCGCCGUUAAGCCAGCCACUGACCCGUGGGUCGUAAGAGACGCUGAGAGGGGUACAUGCAUAAGACACUAAAAGGCGUCAAAAUGCGUGUGCGUGCAUGUGCAUAGGCGGUUACUGGGUGCGUAGCGUAGAC
Messenger RNA from Astrephomene gubernaculifera, 733 nucleotides. The record is from the annotation of a GenBank genome assembly. Lineage: Eukaryota; Viridiplantae; Chlorophyta; Chlorophyceae; Chlamydomonadales; Astrephomenaceae.